Molecule: messenger RNA, 411 nt
Organism: Phytophthora megakarya
Lineage: Eukaryota; Oomycota; Peronosporomycetes; Peronosporales; Peronosporaceae
Source: the annotation of a GenBank genome assembly
AUGGAUGUCCGCACCUCUUUCCUUAGCGGUUUUCUUAAACAGGAGAUCUACAAGGCUCAACCGGAUGUUCUGGGCAAGGACGAUCUAGUGUACAAAUUCCUAAAGAGCAUUUACGGGUUAAAGCAAGCUUCCGUGUCUGGUACCAAACGUUGUCUGUUAUUCUAUGUUGGAUUUCACAAGCUCAUCAAGGACUGUUGUGUGUUCCUAUUAAUCGUGAACGGGGUCUACUUCUAUAGCGCGGGCGCCUUCAACUCCAGCAUGCCGGAAAGCGGUCAACCUGUUACUGAAGCAGAGAAAGAUGCGAUGAAAGUUUUUCAGUAUCGCGAAGCUAUUAGUAACAUUGUGUACGUGUGGUGGGUACCAUGCCAGAUCAAGCUGAACAACGCACUACCGCAGAUGCGCAGGGACUGA